GUCAGUGUGGUCAUAAAGAGGUUGUGGAAAUAUUGAUUAGGGAAAAAGCCAACAUUGACGCAUUGACUGAAAAUAAGUGCACACCUCUUCAUGUAGCAUGCGAUAAUGGCCAUAAAGAGGUUGUGGAAAUAUUAGUUAGGGAAAAAGCCAACAUUGCCGCAUUGACUGAAAAAAAGUGCACACCUCUUCAUUUAGCAUGCGGUAAUGGCCAUAAGGAGGUUGUGGAAAUAUUGAUAAAGGAAAAAGCCAACAUUGCCGCAUCGGCUGAAAAAAAGUUCACACCUCUCCAUUUAGCAUGUCAGUAUGGUCAUAAAGAGGUUGUGGAAAUAUUGAUUAGGGAAAAUGCCAACAUUGAAGCAUUGGAUCAAGAUAACUGGACACCUCUUCAUUGGGCAUGCAUGUAUGGUUAUAAAGAGAUUGUGGAAAUAUUGAUUAGGGAAAAAGCCAACAUUGCCGCAUCGGCUGAAAAAAAGUUCACACCUCUCCAUUUAGCAUGUCAGUAUGGUCAUAAAGAGGUUGUGGAAAUAUUAGUUGGGGAAAAAGCCAACAUUGACGCAUUGAUUGAAAAUAAGUGCACACCUCUUCAUUUGGCUUGCGAGAAUGGCCAUAGAGAGGUUGUGGAAAUAUUAGUUAGGGAAAAAGCCAACAUUGACGCAUUGGCUGAAAAAAAGUUCACACCUCUUCAUUUGGCUUGCAAGAAUGGCCAUAAAGAGGUUGCGGAAAUAUUAAUAAGGGAAAAUGCCAACAUUGACGCAUUGAUUGAAAAUAAGUGCACACCUCUUCAUUUGGCUUGCCAGAAUGGCCAUAAAGAGGUUGUGAAAAUGUUUGUUAGGGGAAAUGCCAACAUUGAGGCAUUGGCUGAAAAUAAGUUCACACCUCUUCAUGUGGCUUGCCAGAAUGGCCAUAAAGAGGUUGUGAAAAUAUUAAUUAGGGGAAAUGCCAACAUUGACGCAUUGACUGAAAAUAAGUCCACACCUCUUCAUGUGGCUUGCCAGGAUGGCCAUAAAGAGGUUGCGGAAAUAUUAAUUAGGGAAAAUGCCAACAUUGACGCAUUGACUGAAAAUAAGUUCACACCUCUUCAUGUGGCUUGCAAGAAUGGCCAUAAAGAGGUUGUGAAAAUAUUAAUUAGGGGAAAUGCCAACAUCCACGCAUUGGAUGAAAAUAAGUGCACACCUCUUCAUUUAGCAUGUAUGUGUGGUCAUAAAGAGGUUGUGGAAAUAUUGAUUAGGGAAAAUGCCAACAUUGCUGCCUUGGCUGAACAUAAUUGCACACCUCUUCAUUUAGCAUAUCUGAUUGGUUAUAAAGAGAUUGUGGAAAUAUUAAUAGACCAUUUCCGUCAAAAAUGUUUAAGUGCUCUUCGGCUUUCCGACAAUUAACAUACUUUCCCAAAAAACCCACAUGCCACCGACAAACAGACGUAACACUUCUAACAUUUUUCAAUUCAAAACAUAGUCAUGGAAACAUGAACGCCCCAUGCUCAAAGGACUGAGUUUGGCCAUCCAUCCACUAGGUGGCGAUAGUGGGCAAACGUCAAACUCGAACGAAAACAAUGCGAGCGUCAUGAAUGGCCAGUUAGCCAACUAAAAUUUAAUUAGACCGUUUAAUCGGUGUACGAUGGGAAUUAGAAGAGUGUCGCGUCUGUUUGUCGAAGUUUCUGUCUAUUGAGAAACAAUGAAACAUAUGCUAAGUAGCACUUCAGCACCAGUCUCCUAUAUUUAUUUUUCCACAAAACUCGAUGAACCCGUUUCUCCUUUACGACUUUCUCGGAGAGAUGCGGAGAAUUUCCAACCAGCUGGCCGUCAAUUAUGACGUUUGAUAUUCUUAGUUUUGAUCUGCUCCCAUCCGCGCCGGCCGCCCUCGAAACGAUGACGGCUUGGAAGAUUUCCGCGAAAAUUACGAAUGGGCUCGUACGUUUUCAAUCAAAGCAUGUUCAUAUUUAUGUUUGCUAGAACUUAAGAAAUUACAGUGCCGAUUCGUUCAUUGGCUGCUCGUUAAAUGGGCUGUCUCAAUGGUUGGAUGUUCACUGGUUGGGGCAUAACCCAACUUAAAAGCACUGUCAAUGUCAAAAUGAGUUUGACGUCUGACCGCCGUCGCAUCUCAUCUAUUAUGUAUUUAUACAGGAUGUUUGUGCAAGUCUGCGAGUGUUUCGUGACGUAUUUCUCGACACUUGCGUGUGUCUAGAGCAUUUUGAUCAGUUGCCAGUUGCGCCCAACGAACGAACACGAUUCGCUAAUCGAGGCGCAGUAGUGACCCAACCAGCGAAUCCAGGCUGUAUUGAACCAAUUCCCUGACAAGUCAGCGAUGAAAUGAUGAACAGAAAUAUUAAUUAAGAAAUGAGCCAACAUUGACGCAUUCACCCAAAAGAAGACCACACCUCUUGAUUUGGCAUGCCAGAAUGGUCAUAAAGAGUUGAAAAAAUAAUAAGAGAAAAGCCAACUUUGCUGCUCGUAAGGGGAGUGCACAGUUAGCUAACAUACCACGCAACAUACCCUAUUUUCUCUAGAGUUUUGUUGAGAGUAUUCUUUUUCUAGUUCCUCGAGGUAUUUUCAUUUUUUUUUUUUCAUUACAUUUCUUGGGAGAUUUGUUUUGUAAAAUCAACUAUGUCUCCACAGGCGUAACUCUUCAUACAUUUUGCGAUUCAAAUCAUAGUUCGCCUAACGCUAAACUUCCGUAAUUCUGUAAAGUGACGUAAGCGCCAUCAGGCUUGUCCGCACUGAGCGCAUGAAAAUUCUGCUCUUUUGAUUUACACCGCCAAAACCACCGUAUUUAUGCAAUCUUCCUAUCUUACCUGAUAGCAAGAUGUUUGAAUAUCCUAAAUGUCAUUUCAAACUGUCAAAAAAUCGCACUGCAGUGCCGCACUGAGCGUGCAAAGAGAAAUUCACUGGGGUGAAUUCACCCGGGUGAAAUUCCCUUUGCACGCACAGUGUGGAACUGCGGUGCAAUUUUUUGACAGUUCGAAAUGACAUUCAGGAUAUUUCAACAUCCUUCUAUCAGGUGAGAUAAGAAGAUGGAAUAAAUACGAUGGUUUAGGGGAUGUAAAUCAAAAGAGCAGAAUUUUCAUGCGCUCAGUGCGGACAAGCCUGAGCGGCAUUCAAAAUGCCGAUAUUUUUCGGUAUAUUAUAUAUAAUAUCUGGUGUAAAAAUAACACUGUGGUAUGUCUGCUGUAUUAUAAUGCAAGAUCUAGUCGUAAUCUAUCAUCUAUGGAAAGAAACUUAGAGGAUGAGCAAGAGUUUUAUGCAUAAUAACCAAAAAAUGGGCCAAAACUAUCAAUGUCGCUUACGUCACUUUGCAGAAUUACGGCAGUAAAAGGACCGAGCUUAGCCUGGUAUCACCAUCCAUGAACUAAGUGGCGGAACAAAAACGAUGCGAGCGCCACGGUAGGACAGUUUACCAACUAUCUGUUUCUUAAGUAGACCAUUUAAUCAGUGUUCGAUGAUAAUUAUUAGAGUGUUACGUCUGUUCGUCUGUGGUGUCUCACUGUUUCUAAGCAUUGCACUAGGGUGAUUUCAGGCUUUCCGCAGGAAUUCCUGAGAUGUCCGAAGUCCGGAGUUUGCUUCGAAAGCAUGUCAAUCAACUCCACAAACGAUUCUUUCGAAAAAUUUAUCGAAGGGAUUCUUUGAAAAUUCAUCCAGUGAAUGCUUGUGGAAUUACUCCACGGAUUUCUGUUGUCAUUACAUACUUGGAGUAAUUCGUGAUAGAAGUACUGCCAUAGACUAAUGUCGGCUGCAUUCCUGAAGCAAUUCUUGGAUGUUUUUCCCCAACAAUUGGGAUUAUUUCUGAAUAGAUUUGUCGAAAAAAAAAACUAUGCAAGUCGGAGAAACCGUUCAAUGUAUGGUGGGUACCUGAGAGAGUUCGACUGAUAUGUGACAAAUCUAAAUCAGUCGUUUUGAUUCCCCACGACGGCAGCGCCGUUAAAAGUAGCCAAAAACUAAAUAUUGCUGAAGGAGUUUCAGGAGGUAUUUCUAAGGCUCCCUUCAAUGUAUCAAUCUGUUGAACUUCUUCCAAAUUCAAACUACCAAAUUUUGGGUCGAUUUUACCCCAAAUUGAGUGUAAACUCGUUACCCGAAAUUAAGUUGUUUUCCCUCUUUUUUCCACCGAUGUUGUCAGAAAUAAACAGAGAUGCGUCUAUCCAACGGGGAUCCUUGAGCCCAAUAAGCCAAUUUUGGGUAAAUGUAGAUUCACUCAAAUUUUAGUGAAAUGAGGAGUUUGCCGGUUCUGAAAUCGUCAGAUAAACUUUAUGAUGUUGCAGCAGAGAUUGUGAAUUUCUUUGGCCACUUCGCCACUUGUUCCAUGGUCGAUUCGUCAUCCAGUUUCAAACGUCCUUUUUUUGACGAACCUCGUCCAUUUUAGUCUUCUUGCUGUCACUUUUGCACAAAAUACCUCGUUUUUGAUACGAACUUUACCGAAAUAGUACCUUUCUAUAGAGCUUGCUUACAAUUUAAGAUGUACCGUGGCAAACCCAAAGUGAAAGCUUCGCUGUUCACUAGCGCCAUGUGACAGUGGAAUUAAAAAUUAAAUCGGGUUUUUUCAGGGGUGUAAGUUGACUGUCAACUGGGAACAAAUUACGCCUACCAUCUAUCAUGUUUUAGAACCAGUAAAAAGACGUAACUACCAAACAAGAAAAGUUCAAUUUUCGAUUACAAAACUAAAUUUAAUACCGUUUCAACAUGUUAAAAGCAAGUCAGUAUGUGAUUUGAACAUAAAGAUAAAUAUAUUCAGCAUAUUAGAUUGUAAAAUUUCAUUCCGAAAAAAUCAGUGUUCUGUUUUCACCAUUAUGAAAUAUUAGCCUCUACUCUCGCAUGUUUUUGUUGUUGCUUUGUUUGAAGAGCGAAAAUCGCCGAAAAAUUUAAAUCUCCCUAGGCGAUUAUUUUUCUCAAAUGAAAAGAUAAUUGAACACUAUGACUCAAGAAAUAUCGAUAAUUACCGAAAACACUGAUCAUAAGCAUCUAAAUCGAGAGAAAAACACUAAUGUUUGUGCCAAUGUUGAUGUUUAUAAAACCAUUAAACAAAGGAUGUUUACAAAUUAGCACCAACAGUAGAUGGCGCGCAGGUGGUCAUGUUUAGGUGGGCGUAGAGGGUGGGACCUUACACCCCUGGAUUUUUUAAAUGUUUGAUUUUCUAUUUACUUUUUUUUGAUAACUUUAUACGAAAGAGCACCCUUUUCUGAGCCACUAUGAUUUUUUCCGAUUUCUAACCACGUAUCCGUGCGGUUGGGGUCACUAAGUUUCUAAUCGCACCAUGCUUUGGGGUGAGGCUCGAUUCCCGCUGCGGGUGAAAAAAAAACUCUUCGUGAGGAUAGUUUUUUCUCCGUAUCCACUGGUCCAUGCUCAGUGUGCCUCUUGUCUAGUGGUUGAGUUUCGUUCAGUUUGUACUGCGUCAUAUUCUUACCUCAUAUUUACGGCGUGAAAGCUAAAUAUGACUAGGGGUGAUUCAGAAAAUCGCUUCCAUACAAACUUCAAAUUAAUGUUAAAAUAGGUUGCCGGACACCAAAGUUCAUGAAUAACUUAUUUAUCAUUGUUUCAACACCGCAAAAGAAGCCUAUCCACAAGACGUUCGAAAUCAGCUGAUUCCCCAAAACUGUCUAAGACCUCUGUCGUAGUUGAUUAUGCCUGCACCAAAAUACCCAGCUACAGCUUAUUGUACAGCAUUCAAAAGCGUUUACUAAUCAGGGAGCGCAACACUAUCUGUUAUUUAUUGCAGUUUCUGUAGAUAAAGUAGUUGUUAGGAAAUUUUCAAACUGUGAAUAAUAUACAACAAUUGUGAGAUUGUGCGUAAGUAACAAAUGCAGCCUUCGAACAUUGUAUAAAACUUGAAAUAAAAUACUAAGUCUAAUACUAAAAUAAAAGUCUUCUAUGAAAA
Aedes albopictus (Asian tiger mosquito) is the source of this 5859-nucleotide messenger RNA. RefSeq names its product ankyrin-1-like. Gene Ontology annotation, molecular function: protein binding. The transcript has a single exon. The record is from RefSeq and is a predicted model, not a curated record. NCBI's taxonomy places the organism in Eukaryota, Metazoa, Arthropoda, Insecta, Diptera, Culicidae. Bases 399 to 1376 code for a protein of 325 amino acids.